Messenger RNA from Electrophorus electricus (electric eel), 1144 nucleotides. RefSeq names its product RAS (RAD and GEM)-like GTP binding 2 (gene rem2). Gene Ontology annotation, cellular component: plasma membrane. The record is from RefSeq and is a predicted model, not a curated record. Gene Ontology annotation, molecular function: calcium channel regulator activity; GTPase activity; GTP binding. NCBI's taxonomy places the organism in Eukaryota, Metazoa, Chordata, Actinopteri, Gymnotiformes, Gymnotidae.
CAGGCAGGUGCUCCCUCGCGGUUUGCAGCAGAGCGCGUGUAAGGGCGCGCUGCAGAGGCGUUUAAAGGGACGCGCAGGUGCCGUGGCUACUGUCUAGACGCACGUCCCGGGAUUUUCGCUCCCUCUUCCGCGGCGCUCGUCCCCUGCCGCGCGGCGCGUCUGAUGUCCAUUGGCAUGUCACGGGUGGCGCUCGUCCACGCGAAGGAACGCCACUGCGAGGACGCACGAGCUGAAAACGAUGUCGGAGCAGGGCUAUGGCUUGACUCUAUGUCCUGCGCUCCCAAUUCGCAGAGGGAGCACACCGCUACCAAUCAAACACCUGCUAAGGCGGGAGGAAGCCGUCUCGGAGGACAGUGACUUGACGGCAAGGUUUGACGAGCCUGGCCCUUCACCAAUCAGCAGCAGCGAUACCCAGGAGGGAGCCCCACCCCCUCAGCCUCUCCAGCAGAAGUACCGCGGGCCCCUGCGUAUUGUUCUGCUGGGGCAGAACGGAGUGGGCAAAUCCUCCCUGGCCCUGUGCCUCGCCGGGCUGUCCGACACGUCGCUUUCCAUAGAUUCCGAAACCCAAACCAGCGAUGAGGGGUACCUGCGACGCGUGACAAUAGAUGAUGAGGACAGCUCAAUCUUGGUGUUUGACAACUGGAAACAGGACCUGUCUGCCCUGCAGUGUGAGGUGUGCAUCCUGGUCUUCUCGCUGACAGACAGGCGGAGCUUCCACCGUGCGGCGCAGCUUCGCCUCCUCCUGAGAGAGAGCCACCCCAGCAUGCCCUUCAUCCUCGUGGGGAACAAGAGUGACCUGGUGCGCUCCCGUGAGGUCAGCACGGAGGAGGCGCAUUCCAGUGCGCUGAUGUUCCAGUGCCUGUACCUGGAGCUGUCUGUAUCGCUCGACCACCACACCAAUGAGCUCCUGGAGGAGGCGGUGAGGGCAGCCCGGGGGCGUGGCCCGGGGCACGGCUGGACGCCGGCGUCCCCGGGGGCCGCCCGGCGCGAGAGCCUGGGCAGCAGGGCGCGGCGCUUCCUGUCUGGACUGGUGCCCCGCCCGCACCACGGGCGUGACCGCGAGAGGGACCUGAGCCGACCCCGUGCCGCCAGGAUGACGCGCCAGAAGUCUCGCUCCUGUCAUGACCUCACCGCUCUGAUGUAA